AUGUCAGAAUCACUCUCUAAUUUAGCUACUAAUUUAGCCGAAGAUAAAACAAGAUUCCGUGAAAUUAACCAUCAUUUUCCUUUAGAAAACAUUGAUUUAGUUAUUCGGAAAGGUGUAUUUCCAUAUGAGUAUGUAGACUGCAACUCAAAACUUAAAGAUACCUCAUUACCACCUAGAAUUAAAUUUUAUAAUUCGUUAACAGAUGAUCAUAUUUCAAAAAAAGAUUACAUGCAUGCAUACGCCUCUUAUUAUUUGACAGCACCUGGUUUUGCGUUUGACGCAAUGUUAAGUUUUACUGGAGUUAAACUUGAGAGAUUAACAGAUUAUUUGAUGUUACUCAUAAUGGAGAAUGGAAUAAGAGGGGGGGUAUGCCAAUCUGUAAGACGCUAUGCCAGAGCUAAUCUACCAGAUGUUGAUGGGAUUAAUUAUAACAAAAAAAAACCACACAUUUAUUUGGCAUAUUUUGAUUGUGUAAAUUUAUACGGCAAAUCAAUGCUUGCAAAUUUACCAUACAAAAAUUUUGAAUGGUAUAAUGAUUUGACAUUAGACGUUACUACUAUAGAUGACGAUGCACCUAUUGGUUAUAUACUGGAAGUGGAUGUGGAUUACCCCGAAAAAUUACAUGAUAUUCAUAGCGAUUUACUUUUUUUGCCACACAAUAGUUGUCCACCUAAUUCUAAGAUUAUUAAACUGCUGACAACUUUAAAUAAUAAAUCAAAUUAUGUCGUUCAUUAUAGAUUGUUAAAGCAGGCAAUUCACAACGGAUUAAAAGUUGUAAAAGUUCAUAAAAUAAUUAAGUUUGAUCAAUCAAAAUGGUUAGCCCCUUAUGUUGAUAAAUGCACUAGUAUGAGGGUCUUGGCAAAAAACAAGUUUGAAUAUGAAUUUUGGAAAUUACUCGUGAAUAGUGUCUAUGGGAAAUGUAUGGAGAAUCCGCGUAAAAGAUUGGAUAUAAAGUUGGUAUCAGAUGAUCGAAAAGCUCAUAGGCUAAUGAGAAAACCUAAUUUCAUAGAUAGAACUAUAUAUAGCAAUGAGUUAAUGUCUUUACAUUUUCAAAAAGAAAAGAUUAAAUUUGAUAAACCAAUCUACGUGGGAUUUUCUAUUUUAGAUAUAUCGAAAACCUAUAUUUAUAAUUUCCAUUAUGACGUAAUGAAAAAUAAAUACGGAAAAAAAAUAUCACUAUUAUACACUGAUACCGAUUCAUUAAUAUAUCGUAUUAAAACAAAUAAUUAUUUUAAUGAUUUAAAAUUUGAUUUAUUGAGUCAUUUUGAUACUUCUAAUUUUCCAAUUAGUCACUUUUGUUACAGUGAUAAACAUAAGAACACCCCAGGAUAUUUUAAAGACGAAUUGAAGAGUGAAAUUAUGACGCAAUUUGUAACGCUAAGACCCAAAUUAUAUGCUUAUACAAUAUUUUAUCAAAGUUCAGUAUACAAAAUUCCUCACAUUUGGAUGCACAAAAUGGUGAAUCUAGUCAAAUUAAUGCAUACUGUGAUAUUAACUCAAUACAGGCAACAAAACAUAAUGUUUAUUCCAAAACAACCAGAAAAAUAGUAUUGAGUGCAAAUGACGAUAAACGUGUCAUAUUAAAAGGUGGUAUUUGCACUUUACCAUACGGACAUUAUAAAUUAAACUAAUCAAAAAUAAUUAUGAAUAUGUUUUAUUACAAACGUAUUUUAUAAAUAGUAAAUCAUUUAACUAAUUAGCUAUUCGACAAAUCGUUAUCGAUGAUAAAAU
Messenger RNA from Metopolophium dirhodum (rose-grain aphid), 1731 nucleotides. RefSeq lists its product as uncharacterized. The record is from RefSeq and is a predicted model, not a curated record. The transcript is spliced from 3 exons. Lineage: Eukaryota; Metazoa; Arthropoda; Insecta; Hemiptera; Aphididae. Bases 1 to 1548 code for a protein of 515 amino acids.